Lytechinus pictus (painted urchin) is the source of this 4818-nucleotide messenger RNA. RefSeq names its product haloacid dehalogenase-like hydrolase domain-containing protein 2. Bases 97 to 876 code for a protein of 259 amino acids. The transcript is spliced from 6 exons. NCBI's taxonomy places the organism in Eukaryota, Metazoa, Echinodermata, Echinoidea, Temnopleuroida, Toxopneustidae. Gene Ontology annotation, biological process: dephosphorylation. Gene Ontology annotation, molecular function: phosphatase activity. The record is from RefSeq and is a predicted model, not a curated record.
GACCUGCUUGUACUUCAUAUCUAGCCGAUGAGCAGCAUACAGAGACCUUGAGGUUGAAUCUUUGGAUGCUACCCCUUCCAGAUGUGAGAACACGAUAUGGCAAGAAUGUCCAGACUGAGAGCCGUACUGAUAGACCUCAGUGGGACUAUUCACAUAGAGGAUGUUGCCAUACCAGGAGCUGUAGCAGCCCUGAAGUGUCUGCGAGAGAAAACUACAAACAUCAAGUUUGUAACCAAUACUACCAAGGAGAGCAUGGCGAUGCUUCACAGCCGUCUCACAAGGAUUGGCUUCGAUAUCAAAACGAAUGAGUUGUUCUCUUCCCUUACUGCUGCAAGAAAUAAGAUCAAAGACAUGGGCUCUAGACCAAUGUUACUACUUCAAGACAGUGCAAAGGAAGACUUCAAAGAUAUUUGUACAGAUGAUCCAAACUGCGUUGUGGUAGGCCUGUCUCCUGACAGUUUCAACUACAGCACAUUAAAUAAAGCAUUCAGGUUGAUUCUUGAUGGUCAUCCUCUCAUUGCGAUUCACAAGGCCAAGUAUUUCAAGAGGCAUGAUGGGUUAGCUCUCGGACCUGGGGCAUUUGUUGAAGGGCUGGAGUACGCAACAGGCAUCACCGCUACGGUGGUGGGCAAACCAGAGAGGGCGUUCUAUGAGGAGGCUCUGAAAACGAUGUCUUGUGUUCCCGAAGAGGCUGUGAUGAUAGGAGAUGAUGUAGAAGGUGAUGUAGAAGGAGCACAGUGCAUAGGCAUGAAAGGGAUCCUUGUGAAAACAGGUAAAUACAGAGAAGGUGAUGAGGAGAAGAUAACUCAACCUCCGACGGCGAUAUGUCAGGAUUUUCCUGCUGCUGUUGAGCUCCUGCUGAGAGAUUACUUAUGACACAAUACCUUGUGAAAUAUCUACGUUUUCAUCAUUAUCACUAUUAAUUAUUGUGCAAUGUGGUGCUAAAGAAUGCAAGUAGGUUUUGAUAUUUGUGAGUGAUAUUAUAACACUAACUUUCUUGAUAAACUGAUUCAAAGCAAGAGAAAAUUAAAGAUUUUUUUUCAAGCAUCAUCAUUUGAUAUGUACUGUACAUUUUGCUUGCCCUUCCUUGACAAAAAGUUCACCUUAGUCACCACAAACCACUAAAAAACUGAAAUUUAUGCAUUUUAUAUUACAUAACAUAUGGCAGCUGCCAAAUCCAAAACUUAAAAUUCUAAUAACUUAAUCUUUGAUGGAUUUUCCUCAAAUCUUCACCAAUAGGAUUUAUUAUUUUUUCUGCUAUUUUUAUAAUACAAUUUGGGUGAUUCCAUAUGUGUCGCACGGGACAUUUUGACAACAAUUUAUAGUCUCAUAGCUGAAUGCUUGAGCAAAAAAACUUUCUUUUUUGUCGAUAAAGUUAAAGCAGGUAGUGAUGUGAAACACUGAUAAACAACAAAAAAAUGUUUUAAUAUGGGUGAAUUAAAGGUGAAAAUUAACAAAAAUGUCCCGUACAACACGCAACAUUUUCACCCCAAAUUCAUCAAUGGAAAACAUAUUUUUGUUGGUUAUCACUUUUUAACAUAACUACCCAGUACUACUGUAAUAUUACCACAAAACAAAUUGAAGUUCCUCAUUUGUUUGGAAAUGAGGUUGAAAACUCGUGAAAAUGUCUGACUUUUCUAGCAUAGAAUUGCCCUUUUAGAAGUGUGUAAAACAUUUGUAAAACCUACUUUUGAGUUAAACUGUUUAGCUUUGAGUAGGUCUAAAUGUUACAUACCCAAAUGAGAUAGGAUAUACUAGGUUAUAAUUAGAUCUAUAUAGUCACGAGUCUGAUGAAAUUAGAUAGAAGACCCCCCCCCCCCAAAAAAAAAAAAAAACAAGCCCACACACCUUUGAUGAAGGAGUUCCAGGUGAAUAAAAAGCCGGUCUUUUUAAUCGAGCUGACAAUGGCAGUUUACAUGGUGUUGAAGGUUGUUUUUGGUCGGGAAGAGGGUCUACUUUGCAUUGAUUCUUCUUGGUUCUUUGAAAGAUUUACCUAAGCUCUGUCUGGAGUCCAUCCAGUUUCACAGCCUUGUGCACUUUACACAUGCAUUUGUCACAUACAAACUGUUCACGAUACGUUGAAUUGUCAUUCAAAUCUCCGAAAAUGCUCUCAAAAUGUUCCCUAUCUCCCUGUUUUCUUGCUCGUGAUGAAUCAAGUCGUGUAUAAUGUUUACAAGAGAUCAAUUCGGUAUUACAGACAAUGCACCUCCGAUUCGAAGUCGCCAUCUUCGAAACUUGAUAAAAGUUUACGUACGGUAUUGAAUAAUAGCCAAAACUUCCAACCAGUGGCGAAGCAGCAUGGGCUAUGCAUGACCGAAUCGAAGCCGGGUCGGCUAGGCCUGGCGCCCUGGGAUCACUGAAGGUGCCUCAUUGUUGGUGAAUCGAAACUUACACACACACACUCUCUACUUAUGAAUAUUCAUGAGCAUUGCCGGCGAAGGGGCUGGUCUCGGCAUUACGUUAGAAUAAUUGCAGGUGAACUUUUGAACCCUUCUCCUGGCAGAGCUAUCUAGAUGUUGGUGAGGGGCGUGAAAGAGGGGAUAGCGCGAUCACUGGGGAUGGCACGCAGGGGAGAAUGAAGAAAGGGGAGAGAAAUAACAAGUACACCGACGUCUAGAAUCUAGACUACUCAGGGCGAUGCUCAAAAGAGUCCUGGAAAAUCCAAAUUCAUUUCAAUGUUUAAGCUUGCCCGUUGUUGCAGAUUUACUCAGUCGUAGGUUGUGGGAAAAAAAACCCAAAAGGAAUUACUAUUUUGCCUGAGGUGUACAUCAUGGUCACACAAGUGAACUGAUGCCAACAUCUUUCAACUUCAUUCAUCACUGUCACUAACGAUUACAGGUCUUUGGUAUUCAUCCUCCGAAACUUCGCUACAGUUUUCAUCUGACUCGUACAAGGUAAAUUCUUGGUCACUUCCAUCUACAUGUGGGCUUCUUCCAAGAGUACUGCAAACAAUGGCCCAAACAUCUGGAGCAAUCUUUCGGGGCAAAGUGUACCUUCGUGUAAAUGAAGCGAAGUUCAUUUCGACGUUACAUUCCUUGACAAUUUGUUCUAUGGUUGGUGUAGACAGACCACAGGCAAUAUCCGCUCCGCAGUAUAUAAAGUUUGGUUCUGCCGACAGAAGAUUGUCUCGAUAAUCAUCCAGAGCUCGCUCUAAACUGGUGACUUGGUUUGGAGAAGGAAUGUUCAGCGGGAACUCUUCACAAAUUCCCUUUUCAAGCGACUUUCGGACAUUGUUUUCAAAGGGACCAAUUGCAUUUCCUCCACAACCGCACUCCGCUGUACAUAUGUCACAGCAAUUGUGUGGGACAACUGUUUCCAGAGUUGUAACAUCACUCGCAGCCCCAAACACCUCCCUGAUGAUCCUUCUCCUACAGCGAGUGCCUCCAAUGAAGUCUUUCAUUGAUGAUGAUGAUGCUCUUCCUGCGAUGUCUCCAGGGUAACAUAUAGUAAUUGCAAUGCUUGGCUUGCCAUCCCGACCCACCCGUCCACUCAUUUGGAUGUAAUCGUCCAGUGCGCUGGUCCUCCCACACAAAACUGCUCUAUGCACUUGACUGGGAUCGACUCCCAUACCGUAAGCGAUGGUUGCGAUCAGUACUCUUACUUCUCCUUGAGGUAUUGCCAUUGAUUCGAUUAUUUUUUCCUGGAUAUCGUGUUCAGAGUUCGUAUGGUACAUGUUCACAUACCUAUGGCAAUCUCUCAGCAGCAGAGCGAUGAAUGCUUUGUAACACGCGGAAACUGAUGCAGAAAGAUGACACACGACACCAUUCCUUGUGUUUCGGUUCGUUUAAUAAUCGAUGACUCGUUAUUUACAAAAUUCCAAAUACAAGAACAAAAGAUAAAACCUGCAAAAAUCCCAGUCUCAGAUUGAGGUUCUCGAAAUAAACAUUGAUACUUUAUCCUGACUAAACCUAGCAGUACUCCUAGCCAAAUCCCAGUUACAAAUCAGAAAGAUCAGCAUAUUACAAUAUAAUAACCUAUAACACACAGAAACAUAAAAGUAAAACACUUUCAUCAACACGUGGGCUCCCCUACUUUUUCAAAAGUAGCCCCUAAAACUAUCAAAUACACAUUCUGGAUCAAACAAUUAACAUUAAUUCACGCCAUAACUUAAUUAAACCGAAUAUUAAUCAAGACCCAAAUCUAAACUAAAAAAGUAGACUUCAAGUAUCAGACAAAGAAAUGCCUCAACUAUUCACAAGUUAAUCAUGUUUGCCAAACCCAGAGCUUACUCUGCACAUACUGUACUCCCUCCUAUCAACAUAUAAAAUACUGGUGUCUCUGGCCUCCUACACCCUAAUGUGUGGUUCCCAUCCAACCAGCCAAAAUUACAUAAGAAAGGGGGCUUGGACUGUUCCAAAACACAGCAUUACCAUGACAACACAAAAUGAACCUUGAACAGUACUCAGUGUUCCCUUGACCAAAGCUAUUUGAUCUGAAAACUCUUACAGGGUAUCUCAUAAAAUACCUACCCACUAGUAUUAAUCCCUAUCAAAUACAUUGUAGCCCCACAUUACUUUCAAACAAACUACAUUUUGGCUACAUCAUUCACACAAUGCACACACACAAAUACAUCUUAAAGCUACGUUCAUAUUUACAAAUUCAAGAUGUCCAAACAGACGGAUGAGCUCCUCAGAUUGUCAGGGUUUGAACUUGGUUGUAUCCAACGACGAACAUCGAUCCUGCUGACUACGCCACUUGUAACACGAGGAAACUGAUGCAGAAAGAUGACACACGACACAAUUCCUUGUGUUUCGGUUCGUUUAAUAAUCGAUGACUCGUUAUAUACAAAAUUCCCAAUAAAAGAACAAAAGAUAAAAC